Messenger RNA from Didymodactylos carnosus, 1845 nucleotides. NCBI's taxonomy places the organism in Eukaryota, Metazoa, Rotifera, Eurotatoria, Philodinida, Philodinidae. The record is from the annotation of a GenBank genome assembly.
AUGUUUGAUAGAGCUCGAUGGUCGUUUUCAACAAAGUUUACAGAAAAAACAUCAAAUUAUAAACGAUCAGACUCAAUUGAUAUUCAUAAUAUUGAUGAAAAAGAUGAAUAUUCAUCGGUUGCUGUUAUUAAUCAACCUCGUUCUGUUGUUAAACUACAAUCUUGGCUUCAAAUGGCUAAUUGUUCUUCAGCAAUUCCAGAAUAUAAUGGUUGUGCCACAAAAAAUCUAUCAAAAAAUGUUAUCAAAAACAGUAAUUCCGUUGGAUCAAGUUUAUCGACACGUCGUUCUUUAAAAAAUAGGCAUGUACCAUCACGAACAAAAUCUGCUGAUGAAUUAUGUCAACGAAAUCAACAUUGUCAUAAAUCACGAGACUUAUCUCAUUCACCGAUUCGUCAACGUCGUUCAAAACAUGUUCUUCGUUCACGAUCGAGAACACAACGCUCAACUCGAACAUCGGCAUCAGACGAUUGUGAGUCAAUUUAUUCAACACGUUUUGAUCGGUUAUCAACCACGCUAGUAAAAUAUCGACCUAACGAGAACAUACCGCCAGAUUGUCUUCCACAUCGAAGUUCAAAGUCAAAACAGUAUUCAUUUCACACACAUCAUCGUCAUCAUAUCGAUACAUCAAGUAUGAAAGAUUCCGGUUAUUCUGAUAGUCAAACAAGUGUUCAACAAUUGAAACGAAAAAGUCCAAAUGAUCCGUCUUAUUAUGCCUAUAAUAUCAAUCCACAAGUUGAAAUAGCCAAAUUACAACCUAGCUGUCAUUGUCAAUAUCACCAUCAUCAUUGUUGUUGUUGUCAGUGUCACUCUAGUACACUAAACCAUACUGAGAAACAAACUAUUUCCUCACUGAACAAUCGAAAUCGAACAAGACGACCGCUAUUUAUGCGCAAUCAAAUGUGUUUAACAAUGCUUGAAAAUAAUAUGACAACGCCAUUAUCAUUUGAUAUAAAAUCUGUGGAUCUGGAAAAUAUUAAUAAAAGUUGUUAUAAACGUCCGCUUAAAUUACGUCCACUAAAACAAUCAUCAUCAUCGUCUUCUUAUGCAUCAUCACCCCAAUUACCAGAAUUUGAGCCAUCUUUUGACAGUAGUCAUUUUUCGUCAUCAUCAGAUAAUCCGUAUUAUAGUUCAUCAUCAAAAAGUGAUAAUUUUCGACAACAGAUAAAGAAACAUACGAUAGCUUCUGAACAUUUAUCAACCAGUCGUUCCUAUCCACAUAUAAAACCAUUACCUAAAACACCCUCAUCCAAAGAGAAUGCAAUCAAUAACGAAAAUAAUCGACGUCGAAAACGUCAUUUAUCAUGCGAUAGUUCAGUAUGGCAUUCAUAUCAACAACAAUCGUUAUCAACAGAAUUGUUAUCAUCACAUAAAUCAAGAACGUCUGCUCGUCGUCAUAGACCAUUACAGCGUCAUUUAACUACAAUUGGAAUAAUUGCUGAUAAUGAUCAAUUGUCGUUCAUAAAAAAUGACACAAAUCUAUCAAAUUCCGAUGUUUUUGGUGAAUUGAAUUUAGCUGCCAUUGAACUUGAUUCAUUGCGAACUGCUGAUCAAAGUGACGCUGAUGAUGAUGAUAAUAAUAACAACCAUAUUUUAGUUUCAUCGCCUGUACCCUUUCCUAAAACGAGAUCAAUGCAACGAACAUUUCUCGUUUGGAAUAAUUAUAGCAAUCAACAAUUUUCCGUUUCACGUGGAGAUCAAGUAAAAUUGUUAAAAAAAGUUGGUAAAGAUACAUUAUUUGUACAAAAAGAUGAUACAAAUGAAGUUGGCUUUAUACCCAAAAAUUGUCUAGCACAUGAAAUUAAUACAUUUUUGAGUGUUAAAGGGUUAAAAGAAACCGUUCUGUGA